AUGGUUGCGUGUAAGGUCAUUGACUGUGGCGUGGAGCACCAGAUUGCCAUGAUGUGGUCCCAGCCAGGCUUCAGCAUCACCGCAGUCACACUGGAGACGGCGGGCUGGACCAGCUUACCCGAGGAACUUUUCUCUCAGAAAUACCCCCCUGUGAAGUUCCUUUCGGAGAAGGAUUGGAAAAGGAUUUUGAUAACGGGAGGGGCGGGCUUCGUGGGCUCCCACCUGACUGAUAAGCUGAUGAUGGAUGGCCACGAGGGGACGGUGGUGGACAACUUCUUCACGAGCCGCAAGAGGAACAUGGAGCACUGGAUCGGCCACGAGAACUUUGAGCUCAUCAACCACGACGUGGCUCUACAUCGAGGAUGUGAUGACUGGUUUGAUUACUCCGGCCUGACUCUCUCCCCAGGCUCCACUCUAGCUUUGAUUGAUCUAGUCUGGUUGGCGAAGCGCGUGGGAGCCCGUCUACUGCUGGCUUCUACGUCUGAGGUGUAUGGAGUGGAGGUGAGGGUGGCACGCAUCUUUAACACCUUUGGCUCCCGGAUGAACAUGAACAAUGGCCGCGUGGUCAGAAACUUCAUACUGCAGGCUCUACAGGGAGAGGCCCUCACCGUGUUUGGUAGCGGAUCCCAGACGAGGGCUUUCCAGCAUGUGAGCCAUGCCUGGGUUCAUGUUGAUCUCGUGAAUGGUCUGGUGUCGUUGAUGAACAGUAACAUCAGCAGCCCAGUCAACCUGGGGAACCCAGAAGAACACACCAUAUUGGAGUUUGCUGAGCUCAUCAGGAGUCUGGUGGUGAGCCGCAGUCAGAUCCAGUUCCUUCCAGAGGGGCAGGACGACCCUCAGAGGCGACGGCCCGACAUCCCCAAAGCCAAGAUAAUGCUAGGCUGGGAACCUGUGGUACCGUUGGAGGAAGGCCUGAACAAGACCAUCCAGUACUUCAGCCGGGAGCUGGAGCACCAGGCUAACAACCAGUACAUCCCCAAGCCCAAGGCAGCCCGCCAGAAGAAAGGACAACCCAGACACCACAACUGA
Oncorhynchus kisutch (coho salmon) is the source of this 1029-nucleotide messenger RNA. Its product is annotated as UDP-glucuronic acid decarboxylase 1-like. Gene Ontology annotation, biological process: D-xylose metabolic process. Bases 1 to 1029 code for a protein of 342 amino acids. The transcript has 12 exons. Lineage: Eukaryota; Metazoa; Chordata; Actinopteri; Salmoniformes; Salmonidae. The record is from RefSeq and is a predicted model, not a curated record. Gene Ontology annotation, cellular component: cytoplasm. Gene Ontology annotation, molecular function: UDP-glucuronate decarboxylase activity; NAD+ binding.